Messenger RNA from Schistocerca piceifrons (Central American locust), 1990 nucleotides. RefSeq names its product glutathione hydrolase-like YwrD proenzyme. The record is from RefSeq and is a predicted model, not a curated record. Gene Ontology annotation, molecular function: glutathione gamma-glutamate hydrolase. Lineage: Eukaryota; Metazoa; Arthropoda; Insecta; Orthoptera; Acrididae. The transcript is spliced from 11 exons. The coding region runs from base 116 to 1798 and encodes 560 amino acids. Gene Ontology annotation, biological process: glutathione catabolic process.
GAGAACUGAUGUUUGGGUUGCGCGCCAGCUAAGUUACGGGUCUAGAAACACAUUUCGAAAACGACUUCUGGUGCCGUGCAGUGGACCUGUUGCAGCCUGCGCCUUACGUAUCAGGAUGGAUCAGAUGCAGAAUUUCUCUUCUCAUAGAUCUCCAGUUUUUUCAAGAACAGGAUGUGUGUCAUCAAACAAUCCACUUGCUACUAAGGCUGGCAUAGAUAUUCUUCAGCGUGGUGGUAAUGCUGUGGAUGCUGCAGUUGCUGUGGCUGCAGCAAUGGCUGUUGUGGAACCAAGUAGUACAGGCCUGGGUGGAGAUGCUUUCUGUCUCUAUUACAAUGCAAAUGAGAAGAAAGUCUAUGGACUAAAUGGAAGUGGCCGAUGUGCAGCUGGUCUUACUUUGGAUAUACUAGCAGCAGAGGGCUAUAAUGCCCAGAAUCCUCUUCCUGAUCGCCAUGUCCACAACGUAACAGUUCCAGGGACUGCAGCUGCAUGGAGUGAUGCUGUUAGUCUCUUUGGAUCUGGCCAGCUUACACUGUCUGACUUGCUGACCCCAGCAAUUAAUCUAGCUGAAAAUGGUUUCCCUGUAACACCUGUUGUUGCUGACUUAUGGAAGGAAAGUGAAUCACUUCUACAAUCACAGCAAUAUGGAAGUGAGCUUCUACUGAAUGGACAAGCCCCAAGAGUAGCAGAACUCAUGAAAAUACCUACUAUGGCAGAGUCACUGAAGGUUCUUGCACAGGAAGGAAAGACAAGCUUUUAUACAGGUCAUAUAGGACAAGCUAUAGUUGCUGAAGUUCAAAGACUUGGAGGUUAUUUAGCACUGGAUGAUCUCAAAGAUCACACAAGUACUGAAGUGCAGCCCAUUUCUGUAGAUUACAAGGAUUACACUGUUUGGGAAAUACCACCUAAUGGUCUUGGUAUCACAACAUUAAUGGCACUGAAUAUUUUAGAAGGUUACGAUAUUCAAGCACUGGGUCAAGGCUCAGCUGAUUACUUUCACCUUCUUAUAGAAAGCUUAAAGCUCAGUUUUGCUGAUAGCUUAUACUAUGUGGCUGACCCUGACAUUGUAUCAGUACCAACUUCAGGCCUUCUACAGAAAUCAUAUGCUGCAGAGAGAAGGAAGCUUAUUUCCAUGGAUACGGCAAGUGAUUACCCCGUCCAUGGGGAUCCAGAUAUAAAACAGAUGUCAGAUACUGUUUACAUGACAGUCACAGAUGCUGAAGGAAAUGCAUGUAGUUUUAUUAAUAGCAAUUACAUGAGCUUUGGAACUGGAAUUGUUCCUGAAGGAUGUGGAUUUGCUCUACAGAAUCGUGGGGCCCUAUUUACUUUAGAUCCAACAAAAAACAAUGUUCUUGCUCCAAAGAAGCGCCCACAACACACAAUUAUACCAAGCAUGGUAACAAAUGCUGAGACUGGCGAGCUUUUGGCUACGUAUGGCAUAAUGGGUGGAUUCAUGCAACCUCAGGCCCAAGUCCAGGUGCUACUCAACAUGGUGGAAUUUGGAAUGGAUCCACAGCAAGCCUUGGAUUACCCAAGAUUUUUUGUGGAUGUCAGUACAAGCCAGCCCUGGACAGUGUCACUGGAAUCUGGAAUACAAAGCGAGGUCUCUCAGCAAUUGGUCCAGAAAGGGCACAAAAUAACUUGGCCAGUAACAGGCUUUGAUCGAGGAACAUUUGGGCGUGGUCAUGUAAUAACCCGUGGUGCUUGGUUUGCUGGCACAAGUACAGAUGUGUACACAGGUGCUGAUGUAUGGUGGGCAGCUGCCGAUCCACGUUGUGAUGGCUACCCACAAACAUAUUGAUCUCAUAUGCGUGUACGAGCGCACUCACACAAAAAGUGUUAAAUGACAUGGUAGUGCUGUAAAUGCCAUGCAGGAUGAAACAACAAACAAUUUAUUAUUGAUACUGACGAAGGAACUAAUUCAGUUUAUUGCACAACAACAAAGAAAAAAGAAGACAUUUCCUUUUAAAAUUACAUCUGUGAGACAUUUGAA